Molecule: messenger RNA, 600 nt
Organism: Prunus armeniaca (apricot)
Lineage: Eukaryota; Viridiplantae; Streptophyta; Magnoliopsida; Rosales; Rosaceae
Source: the annotation of a GenBank genome assembly
AUGGCGGACUCGGACAACGACUCGGGCGGAGCGCACACAAAAUCAAACAGCGAGCUCUCACCUCGGGAACAGGACCGGCUGCUGCCGAUAGCGAACGUGAGCCGGAUCAUGAAGAAGGCGCUGCCGGCGAACGCGAAGAUCUCCAAGGACGCGAAGGAGACGGUGCAGGAGUGCGUGUCGGAGUUCAUAAGCUUCAUCACCGGCGAGGCCUCGGACAAGUGCCAGAGGGAGAAGCGGAAGACGAUCAACGGCGAUGAUUUGCUCUGGGCGAUGACGACGUUAGGGUUCGAGGAGUACGUGGAGCCUCUCAAGGUUUAUCUGCAGAGGUUCAGGGAGAUGGAGGGGGAGAAGAGCAGCGUGGCGGCGCGUGACAAGGACGCGAGUGGAGGUGGCGGGAAUGGUGGGGUUGGGUACGAGAGUGGUGGUGGGAGUGGAGGAGCAGGGGUAUAUUGGCAGCAGCAACAACAGCAGCAACAGCAGCAGCAGCAGCAUCAGCAUCAGGGACACGUGUACGGUGGGAGCGGGUUUCAUCAGAUGGGUGUGAGUGGAGUUGGGUUGGGGAAGGGUGGGCCCGGAUCUAACAUGGGCAGACCCAGAUAA